Molecule: messenger RNA, 910 nt
Organism: Saccoglossus kowalevskii
Lineage: Eukaryota; Metazoa; Hemichordata; Enteropneusta; Harrimaniidae
Product: LITAF domain-containing protein-like
Molecular function (GO): zinc ion binding
Source: RefSeq, a predicted model, not a curated record
UGCGUUAACGGUUUAAGUACCUGUACCAGUUAGUCGGCGUCAAAACACACUUUUAUUAACGAAUUCGCCGCUUAGGUUUAGAAUCAUAACAACAUAUUCUUCAGGUCUUCGAGAAGUGGCUUCUCGUGAUUGAUCAGCAUGGGCGAACCAACAAAAUCCGCGGAGCAGCAGCCUCCACCACCUUACAACACCGCAUCGCCUGAAUACCCACAGCAGCAUGCCGCGUAUCCUCAACAAGUAUACUCACAGUCCAACCAAUCACAUACCAGCACUGUUGUGGUCACGCAACCUGUCGUUACCAACCUGAUUUCUGGACAGAUUAUAUACCGUGACGUUCCAAUUCAACAGCAGUGCCCCUCGUGUCAUCAACACAUUGUCACAAGAAUGGACUACGAGUUCGGUUUGUUGGUCUGGCUCAUUGCAGGACUCAUCUGUAUAGUGGGAGGCUGGUUGGGAUGUUGCUUGAUUCCGUUCUGCAUCCCGGCUCUCCAGGACGUCACCCACCACUGUCCGAAUUGCACCACCUACUUAGGCCGAUACGAUCGUGUGAAUUAAACGUGGCUGUCAACACGUGGCCGUCAACACGUGGCCGUCAACAAAUCUCUUUACAAAUUAAGCUUAUAUAUGAGUGGCAUUCAUCUAUAAACAAUUAUUCUUAUACUGCUUAAAAUACUUGAUAAACGUUUCAAAAUUUGCGAUAAGUAUUCGACCUUUAGAUUUGUUACGUGUCCCUUGGCGUAACGUGUCAUGGGACACUGAACACGUAUGAGUGUGCUCCAUCGAAAUGAUUCACGUGACUUAUAUAGCGGAUGUUUUAUAUAUAUAAUUGUAUUGAAAAUAUAUAUCAAAUGAUUUCUAUUUACAUAAUUGUAUUUCUAUAAAGCAAGCAUAAACCACUGAUAUGAUAUGA